Molecule: messenger RNA, 1181 nt
Organism: Belonocnema kinseyi
Lineage: Eukaryota; Metazoa; Arthropoda; Insecta; Hymenoptera; Cynipidae
Gene: Sgt1
Product: protein SGT1 homolog
Exons: 5
Coding region: 172-834 (220 amino acids)
Biological process (GO): protein stabilization
Molecular function (GO): protein-folding chaperone binding
Source: RefSeq, a predicted model, not a curated record
AGUUAUAUUCCAUAGUAGUCAGUCAUAGCCAUGGUUUGAGUUGUUCCAGAAAGUUGUUGCGAGACUAUUUUAUCAAUAGGCAAUUCCGUCAAUUUGGAUGAUUCAGUUAUUUUAAAAUAGAAGUUCUACGGAGGAUUCUUAAACGUAAACUUCUCCAAAAUUGUGCUAAAAAUGGCUGACGAAACUGCCACCGUAGAAACCCCAAAAAAUGAGAUGCCAACUCCCAAAAUCCGAUAUGAUUGGUAUCAAACGGAGACACAUGUUUUUAUAAGUAUUUUAGCAAAAAAUUCGGAGCAUGUAAAAGUCGCCACAACUGAAACUACGUUAAGCGUCUCCGCAAAAUUGCCAAAUGGUAGUGAAUAUAGUUUGGAAAUAGAUUUGGCCCACCACAUUGUGCCUGAUCAAAGUUCGCAUAAAGUGCUUGCAUCGAAAAUAGAAGUUAAGCUCAAAAAACGAGACGGUCACAGAUGGCUUGAAUUAGAAGGAGACGCUCGUGCAGAAAAUCCUAUACAGCGUAUUCCCGAUGCCAUCCUACAAGCUGGAAAUCAGCCUCCAAAGUAUCCAAGUUCUAGUAAAAAGGCUCGGGAUUGGGAUAAAGUAGAAAAGGAAAUAGAAAAACAGGAAGCAGAAGAAAAACCAGAGAGUGAGGCAGCUCUCAACGAACUUUUCCAGAAGAUUUACGGUAGUGGCUCAGAUGAAGUGAGACGAGCAAUGAACAAAUCUUUUCAAGAAUCCGGUGGCACCGUUUUGAGCACAAACUGGAAUGAAGUAGGACAGGGACAAGUAGAUAGAAAACCACCCGAGGGAAUGGAAUGGAAAACUUGGGACUCGUAAAUUCCUUACACCGUCCUCUUAGUUCCUAACUUAUUUUUAAUACGUUCUGAGUUAAGGGUUUUUACCGGUGAUUAAAAAAUUGGUGUUACCACUCAUUAAUCUAACUUAUUUUAUAGUUCUACAAUCGUGUAGCAAAUUUAUGUGUUUUUUUUCAAUUUCAUCAUCAUAAUUUACCAUGACGUGGUAUACGCGGUAUACGAUAUAUUAGUAACUGAAAAAACUAGUUAUAAGAGUAUAAAGAGAUUAAUAGAUUUUGAUUCGUUGCAGAGAUUAUGACAGCGUUACUUUUUUAUAACAUUCAUCUGCUGUAAAUCACAAGAGAAUAAUAAUAAUGUUUUGUAAAAGAA